This is a messenger RNA of Cordyceps fumosorosea ARSEF 2679, 1734 nucleotides long. RefSeq names its product A/G-specific adenine glycosylase. The transcript has a single exon. The coding region runs from base 1 to 1734 and encodes 577 amino acids. The record is from RefSeq and is a predicted model, not a curated record. Gene Ontology annotation, molecular function: 4 iron, 4 sulfur cluster binding; 8-oxo-7,8-dihydroguanine DNA N-glycosylase activity; adenine/guanine mispair binding. Gene Ontology annotation, cellular component: nucleus. Gene Ontology annotation, biological process: mismatch repair; base-excision repair. Lineage: Eukaryota; Fungi; Ascomycota; Sordariomycetes; Hypocreales; Cordycipitaceae.
AUGCGCGGCCAAACGAGGACGGCCACGCGUCGGCGGUCAUCGCGCGUCCGCCCGACACCUCCCUCGCCGUCUCCGUCUCCGUCUCCGUCUCCCUCGCCUUCGCCCUCACUCUCCGGCGGCAGCGACUCCGAGCCUCGGCCCGCCAAGCGCCGCAAGACCACCACCACAACCUCAUCCUCCGCCGCCUACCGCGCCAUCCUGCACUCCUCCUCCUCCUCCUCCUCCUCCUCUUCCCUCCCGCCCAGUCUCCCCCCUCUCCGCCGACACACGCUCUCCUACCACUCCCCUCUCCUCCUCUCCUCCGCCCCUUCCCGCGCUUCCCUCCUCUCCUGGUUCGACUCCGUCAGCCACGCCCGCUCCAUGCCCUGGCGCAAGCCCUUCCUCGACCCCUCCGCCUCCGCCUCUCCCACCGCCCUCCGCGAUGCGCUCGCCCGCCGCGCCUACGAGGUCUGGAUCUCCGAGGUCAUGCUGCAGCAGACGCGCGUCGCCGUCGUCGUCGACUACUUCACGCGCUGGACCGCCCGCUGGCCCACCGUCCACGCCCUCGCCGCCGCCUCCCCCGACGACGUCCUCGCCGCCUGGCGCGGCCUGGGCUACUACUCGCGCGCCACGCGCCUGCACGCCGCCGCCAGGCUCGUCGUCGCGGACAUGGACGGCCUGCUGCCCUCGGACCCGGCGGAGCUGGCGGCCAAGAUCCCCGGCGUGGGACGGUACACGGCGGGCGCCGUGGCGAGCAUCGCGUUUGGGAGACCGGCGGCCAUGGUCGACGGGAACGUGCUGCGCGUGCUGAGCAGGCAGCUGGGGCUGCGCGGGGAUGUCAAGAAGGAUAGGGUGGUGGUGGACAUGAUCUGGGACGCGGCGGAGGCGCUGGUCAAUGCCGUGGCGCUGGACGGGGAGGAGGAGGAGGCCGAGGUGACGGCGGAGGAGACGAGGAGCGAUAGACCAGGACGAUGGGGGCAGGCGCUGAUGGAGCUGGGGAGCACCGUGUGCGCGCCGAGGCCGCGCUGCGGCGAGUGUCCUGUCACGGAGACCUGUCGCGCCUACGCCGAGGGUCGGGCGCUGGGCACCAGCAAGCCGGGAAGGCAGGCCGGGGACGUCGUCGCCGACAUGGAGGACCUGUGCACCGUGUGCGAGCCGCUCGACGACAUCCAAGACCAGCAGCAGCAGCAGCAGCAGCAGCAGCCUCCCGCCACCACUAUCAAAGGCGGCAAGCAAGCGACGCUCUCGCCCUUCUUCGGCAAGCCAGCGCCCGCCAAGCUCGACAUCGAGGCCAUCGUCCAACACGCGCAGCGCUUCCCCGUCAAGUCCAUCAGGAAGGCCGUGCGCGAGGAGUCGACGCUCGUGUGCGCCGUCGUCCGCGACGACGGACGCUUCCUGGUGCGUAAACGCCCGGCCAAGGGCCUUCUGGCCGGUCUGUGGGAGCUUCCGAGCGCCGCGCUUGACCAUGGCCCGAGGAGGACGACCGACGCGAGUCGGCGAAGCCAGCUAGCCAGGGAUUUUGUCGCUGAGAUGCUGCAAGGCGAAGAGGUCGAGCACGUUGGCGAGCUCGGGAGCGUGCCGUGGCUAUUCUCGCACAUCAAGCUGACGAUGCAUGUGCACCUGUUCAGGAUGGAGGGGACCGGGGAUGUCGGCGUCGGAGGACCAGGCAAGGGCCGGUGGUCGGAUGAUGUGGACGGCGAGUCCAUGGGCACGGGUAUGCGCAAGUGUUGGGACUUGGUCAAGGUGGCUGUAUAG